UUUUAUUUAUUUUUUUCCUUUAUUUAACCAGGGGAAGUCAUAUUGAGACUAAAGUCUCUUUUUCAAAUGAUCCCUGGCCAAGAAAGGCAGCACUUAAAAAUGUAUCAGCACCCCAUAAGCCAUACAACAACACCUAAGGACAAGAGUUAAACACAACAACAAACAAAAUAUAACACAAUAUCAUAAUCAAGACAAGCAGAAAACAAAACAGAACAGCAGCCUAUAUACAAUCACACUUAUAGCUGAAAGUUUCUGUGACAUAUAAUUUAAAAUCUUUAAGAGAUAUAAUAGUGCCUAGCUUCAACUGUUUUUGCAAAGCAUUCCAGGUUGAAGGGGCAUUGUAACGGAAGGCAGUUUUACCAAAUUCAGAUUUUACAGCAGGUAUAAUAAAAAGAAUGCUAUUACUUGAUCUGACGCACAUAUGCUGACGCAUACGUCACGUCCUGUUUGUUGCUGCCGCGUUGUUUGAGCUAGAGCUCCGUCGAGCUGAUUCCUAAUUCUUUUUCGGUGGGGGAACACAUCCCCAACAUUAUUUUAUAUAAAAAACAUUUGGAUUACCUUGAUAUCGCUAGUUUUAUCCGACUUCCCGAACUUUCGCUACUAGCUUUAGCCCGUUAGCAUUAGCGGCGUGCCACGCCCACGCUACGCUAGCGUUUGUACUCUUCUCUCUCACAAUAUUAUUGUUUCAUCUACUCUAAUGGCGAGUGUAUUGGAUGUUUCUCUACCUUUAUGUGCAGGUGAGGACACGUUUGAGCUGCAUGCGGUGCAGUUGGAACUGGAGGCCGUGGAGCGGCAGAUCCGGAUCCUUCUCGAGAAGCAGGCCGAGCUACACGAGCAGCAGACAGCGCUGGAAACUUCUCGCGCUGACGCUCACCAACCCUCGGUAAGUUUGCAGCGCGAUAUUAACACUCCUGCUUCCUCUACGCCGUGUGUUUCUCUGCACAGGGCCCGAGCACCAAGAACGCGUUCAUCCCAGCCCUCGUUCACUCCGGCGCCGUCACACCAGGGACCUUGGGUGCUUCAGCAGCGGAAGACGCGAGCCAGGCCUCGGACCAGGACCUCUCCUCCACCGCCCCCGGUCUUCGACAUCUCGACACGGAACCGCUUCUCCCCUCUUCGCGAGGCAGAACGUGACGCCGUGGUCAUCGGAGACUCCAUCGUCCGCCACGUCCACGCUACCACAGCCAAAGGUAAGGUGCGCAGUCAUUGUUUUCCUGGUGCUCGUGUUCUCGAUGUCUCUGUGCAGAUUCCCGCGAUCCUCAACGGUGCUGAGACCAUCGGAGCUGUAGUGCUGCACGCGGGGGUGAACGACACCAGGCUGCGGCAGACGGAGGUGCUGAAGCAGGACUUCAGAAGCCUGAUCGAGACGGUACGAGCCACAUCGCCCGCGACGAAGAUCAUCGUGUCCGGACCGCUUCCGACGUACCGACGAGGACAUGAAAGGCUCUUCCGUGCUGAUGGCCUGCACCCCAGCAGCAUCGGAGCUGAUCUUCUGUCAGAGAACAUCUCCAAGACGCUUCGCACCAUAUGACUAGUAAGUCAAACCUCAAAUCACAGCCUGUGUUCUGCCCACUUAAUUGAUAGAAAUGUGAGUGUAGUACAGUCUAUAGAAACUGUGUCUAUUCCCCGAAUAGUGAGGUUUAACAAUAAAAAUAAAGGAUCUAGAAAAAACCUAAUCGUGAUCAAACCAGAUUUUUGUAAAAUUACUGAACAAAAACAAUCUCUAAAACUAGGGCUACUAAACAUUAGAUCGCUGACACCUAAGGCAGUUAUCAUAAAUGAAAUUAUCACGAAUAAUAGUCUUGAUGUAAUUUGCCUUACUGAAACAUGGCUUAAAGCAAAUGAUUAUUUUGGUCUUAAUGAGUCUUGUCCACCUGGCUACCGUUAUAAAAAUAAAUGCCGCCUGAUUGGCCGUGGCGGUGGUGUAGCAACAAUCUAUAGAGAGAUACUUAAAUCAAAUAGCCAGCAUUUCAAAACACUUAGGAACAGUCAUAGACUCUAUCAAAGUGGCAUUUAAUUUACAAUUUACAUAUAUAACAACACCCCCUCCUUUGCUCUUUCUAUCUACACGAAAUAUAUUGUAACCAUCAAUGGCAAUAUCAUUAUCUGAGAGGGUCUUCUUCAACCACGUUUCUGAUAUAGCAAUAAUAUCUGCCUUCGUAGACAUCGCCCAUAUUCUAACGUAAUCAAUUUUAGGCAUCAAACUACGGACAUUCAAAUGAACAACUUUCAAACCAGGACAACUUGAAAACGCGGAAGGAACAAACAAACAUUCAGGUUCAGGACCUGGAUUUGAUUGAACAUUUCCAGCCAUAAGUAACAUCAAUAAUAUGAGACGGCGUUGCCACACAUGUUUUGAUAUUUCAUCCUUAGACAAACAUUUCAAUGAGUCAAAUGACUUCACAUUAAAAUAACAAAAUUUCUCUUUAACCAAAAACAAAUAAACCAAAGAGAAAUCAACUUGAAGUCCAUAUUGAAACAGUUUAUGAAACUCCUGUGUAGGAGUGUAUGUGUGCAAUGUACAUUUUGACGGCGCGUGUAAAGCGUAUGAAGCGACAAAUAACGUCCAUGG
This is a messenger RNA of Megalobrama amblycephala (Wuchang bream), 2572 nucleotides long. RefSeq lists its product as uncharacterized. The record is from RefSeq and is a predicted model, not a curated record. Lineage: Eukaryota; Metazoa; Chordata; Actinopteri; Cypriniformes; Xenocyprididae. Bases 698 to 1531 code for a protein of 277 amino acids. The transcript is spliced from 2 exons.